Molecule: messenger RNA, 450 nt
Organism: Nasonia vitripennis (jewel wasp)
Lineage: Eukaryota; Metazoa; Arthropoda; Insecta; Hymenoptera; Pteromalidae
Exons: 1
Coding region: 1-450 (149 amino acids)
Source: RefSeq, a predicted model, not a curated record
AUGGUUCCGGCAGUUGUAAAUAUUCGUAAUGCAGUUGUGGCAAGAAACAAUUUAGAAAAAAGAGCUCUUAGUCAGAGAAAAAAGUCUAGAGCACAUAUAUACAGCGUGGGUGACCAUGUUCGCAUCAGUCGGUUGAAAGGCACCUUCGAUAAAGGUUACGAAAAGAAUUGCAGUGAAGAGAUCUUUAAGAUUACCCGUGUCUCACGUCGUCAAAAUCUCUUCAUCUAUGAAUUGACUGAUUUAGAAGGUGAAAUAAUCGACGGAUUUUUUUAUCCCGAAGAACUAGCUCGAGUUGGCGAUGAUCGUUUGUCACAAAAUAAGGAAUUCAAAGUGGAACGUGUGAUCAAGAGUAGGGGACGUGGUGUUAAAAAACAAGUUUUUGAAAAGUGGCUUGGAUAUCCUGAUAAAUUUAAUUCGUGGAUUAAAGCAAGCGAAAUCGUUACACUUUAA